Messenger RNA from Hyphopichia burtonii NRRL Y-1933, 2001 nucleotides. RefSeq lists its product as uncharacterized. NCBI's taxonomy places the organism in Eukaryota, Fungi, Ascomycota, Pichiomycetes, Serinales, Debaryomycetaceae. Gene Ontology annotation, biological process: vacuolar transport; protein localization to membrane. The transcript has a single exon. The record is from RefSeq and is a predicted model, not a curated record. Gene Ontology annotation, cellular component: membrane; Golgi apparatus. The coding region runs from base 1 to 2001 and encodes 666 amino acids.
AUGCUAAUACUUGUCCAGCUACAAGUGAUAAUAGCGUUUGAUUUUCAACGAUCUCCGAAUUAUUAUAAGAAGGGGGAUAAAGUCGACUUACUAGUUAAUAAGGUUGAAUCGGAUCAUACGCAAUUACCUUAUCCAUAUUAUAAUUUACCAUUUGUUUGUCCAAAGGGCCGUGGAAGUAGUGCUAAAGCAAAGUCACUUUCAUUAGGACAGAUUUUGAGUGGGGACAGAAUCUGGGAAAGUGACUAUAAGUUGGAAUUUGGUAUUGAUCAACCAUGCUUGAGGUUAUGUAACUUAGUUGCGAAAGAGACCGGUAUAGGAAAGGCUGAAUCAUUGAUAAAAGAUGGUUAUGUUGUUCACUGGUUAUUGGAUGGAUUGCCAGGGGCCACCACAUUUGUGAGUAGUAAUAAGAAUAACAAGUACUACGCUGCUGGAUUCCCAUUAGGUUUUGUUGAAGAUGGAGUGAGUUACAUUUAUAAUCAUGUUAUGUUGGUUAUUAGAUAUCAUUCAGAUCGUAAAAAUAAGAACAAAAAUACUAUAGUCGGAUUUGAAGUUUAUCCUAAAAGUGUUAGUAAUGAACAAUGUCCUGGAUCAUCUAAAGAUUAUAAAAACUUUGCUUUGAAUUUGAAGAAGAAUGAAAAGGGGGAAGUUUUCUCUCAAAGUACUAUUAUUCCAUAUACUUAUUCAGUCUAUUGGCGUGAAGAUAAUUCAAUUGAUUAUGAUUCUAGAUGGGAUUUAUAUUAUGAAAAUGAAACAACUACAAAUCAUAAAAUCCACUGGAUUUCAUUUAUUAACUCAAUUAUCUUACUUUCACUUGGAUCAUUAAUUGCUGGUAUUGUAUUAUUAAGAGUUUUAAAAUCAGAUAUUGAAGUAAACUCAGUUUCCUCUCCUUUACCAACUACAAAUAAUGAAAAUGAAAAAUUAUCAAACUCUUGGAAGAAUUUAAUUGACGAAGUAUUUCAAAAACCAGUCUUCGCUUUACCGCUUACUAUUUUAGUGUCAAGCGGUGUUCAAAUUAUUGUGGCUACGCUUGGAGUUAUCGUUAUUUUAGUACUCAAUUCUAAUUUAAUAAUUGGUAAAUCAACAUCAUCAACAGCAUUUUUCAAUAAUCAUCAAGGGGCCUUUUUUUCAAUUUCAUUAUUUUUCUUUAUAACCCUGGGAUUUGUUUCUUCUUAUACUGGUAUUAUACUUCACAAAAUUUUUAAUAACAACCAUAUUAACGUUUCCUAUACGCAAAAGACAUGUUUAAUUUAUUCAAUUUUUUUCAGUGGAUUUUUACCAACCUUAAUACUUACAGUUGUUUUGAUACUAAAUUUCUUUGUAUGGGCAGAAGCAUCAUCUUAUGCUCUACCAUUUGGUACCAUAUUGGUUUUAAUUCUAUUAGUAUUAGUUGUGGAAAUACCAUUGGGGAUAAUUGGGGGUUAUUAUGGGAAUUUAAAGAAAUUUGAUAACCGUUCAUUAAUCGGAAGUUAUACUGGAUAUUCUAAAAAUGAAACCAAGGAUAAGAAUAAGAAUUUUACUCCAACAUCAUCGAAAAAGAAGGUAUCCUGGUUAUUAAAUCCCGUGACCAGUAUAUUAAUUUUUGGAACUGUACCGUUUGGUAUUGUUUAUGUUGAAUUAUUAUUUAUAUUCAAUUCGGUUUGGUUAGAAAAGACUACUUUUUACUAUAUGUAUGGAUUUUUAUUGAUAACCAGUUUAAUACUUAUAAUCAUAAUUGCCGAAUCAUCAAUUAUUGCAACUUAUAUUUCAUUAGCAGUUUAUAAUAAUCCAAAUUGGCAAUGGUUAUGUUUUAGAGUUGGAUCUAGUAUCGGGUGGUUUAUUUAUGGAUAUUCAGUUUAUUAUUUUACAUUAUAUUUACAUAUCCAUGAUUUUGUUAGUGUAUUAUUUUAUUUUGCUUACAUGGCAUUAGUUUGUGUUGUUAUUGGAAUUGGAUGUGGAUCAGUUGGAGUAUUAACUGGGUUAUUAUUUAUUAAAAAAAUUUAUAGCGCCAUCAAAUUAGAUUAA